This is a messenger RNA of Maniola jurtina (meadow brown), 4880 nucleotides long. RefSeq lists its product as uncharacterized. The record is from RefSeq and is a predicted model, not a curated record. Gene Ontology annotation, biological process: negative regulation of centriole replication; protein autoubiquitination. Lineage: Eukaryota; Metazoa; Arthropoda; Insecta; Lepidoptera; Nymphalidae. Bases 255 to 3236 code for a protein of 993 amino acids. The transcript is spliced from 17 exons. Gene Ontology annotation, cellular component: peroxisome; aggresome. Gene Ontology annotation, molecular function: ubiquitin protein ligase activity; tumor necrosis factor receptor binding; zinc ion binding.
UUUGGGAAUUUUAAAGGAAAACGUAAUGCAAAACGUAGCAACAUAUUUUUUUGUUUUUAUUUUGAUUUCGAUCGAGAUUCAAGAUUCGAACACGGAAGUUAAUUUUCUCGUUGUUGACGCUCGCAUUGCGAAACAUGUCUUAUUGUACUGAUUAUGUUCUCUUGGUCUUAUUGCUGUUUUAGAAGCUUACAAAAAUUGUCCAAAUUAUGGUGAACAAUAUAUUUCACCCCUGAUUCGGAUAGUGAAUCAUAAACAUGGCUACGAGAGGAGAAAAAGCGAAUGGAAAUGGCGAGGAGCUGAGCGUCGAGACAUUGGCGGAGGUGUUCCGGUGCUUCAUCUGUAUGGAGAAGCUGGUGGACGCGCAUCUUUGUCCCCACUGCUCGAAGCUCUGCUGCUAUGCGUGCGUGCGGCGAUGGCUCACGGAGCAACGCUCGCAGUGCCCGCACUGCCGCGCAGCCCUGCACCUCCAUGAGCUGGUGAACUGUCGCUGGGUUGAGGAGGUGACCCAGCAAAUAGAGUCUAUACAACAAACUAAUUCUGCUUGUCAGAGGGACAGUUGUCGCGACAGAUGUCCAACUCAUCAAGAGAAGCUGACCGUAUACUGCUGGACUUGCCGUUGGUGCAUCUGCCACCAGUGUGCCUUGUGGGGAGGCAAGCACUCCGGCCAUACCUUCAAACCUUUGGAAGAGGUGUACGACCAACAUGUGACACAGAUACGAGACGAGGUGUCACAGUUGAGGCGCAGACUCAUGGAACUUAUUACUCUAGUACAGGAUGUGGAACGCAAUGUGGAAUCAGUUCGUUCAGCAAAGGACGAGCGUGUGCGUGAGAUUCGGAACGCCGUAGAACUGAUGAUCUCUCGGCUGGACUCAGCCUUAAAAGCCAAGCUGCUCAUUUUGAUGGGGCAGAAGAACAGCCUCACACAAGAGACUGAGCAACUGGAGCAUUUACUGCAGGAAGUUGAUCACCAGCUUCAUACUAGUACUAGAUCUGAACUGAUAGCGAAGAGUGGUGACCUAUCGAAAAUGAUCCAUCAAGUACGCAAGAAGCCCAUGUCUAGUUUCGUCACUACGCCUGUACCGGCCGAUUUUCACAGUGAAAUCGUGCCGAGCUACGACAGUAGUACGUUCCCUUUGGCCAACUUCACGCAGCUGCAGCACAAGGCGUUGCCCGUGUACUCGGAGAUCCUGCGCGUCAACGGGCUGUCCUGGCGGCUCAAGGUGUACCCGGACGGCAACGGCGUCGUGCGCGGCAACUACCUCUCCGUCUUCCUCGAGCUCAGCGCCGGCCUACCGGAGACCUCCAAAUACGAAUACCGAGUGGAAAUGCUCCACCAAGUGUCUCGGGACCCGUCGAAGAACAUCGUACGCGAGUUCGCAUCGGACUUCGAAGUUGGCGAGUGUUGGGGCUACAAUCGAUUCUUCCGACUCGAUCUACUCGCUAGUGAGGGAUACCUCAAUCCUGAUACAGACACUCUUAUAUUAAGGUUCCAAGUGCGUCCGCCGACGUUCUACCAGCGGUGUCGAGACCAGCAGUGGUACAUAACUCAGUUGAUUGCAAAGCAAAAUCAGCAGACGCUACAACUCAAUGAUCUCAAGGAGCGCUUGACAUUGGAAACUCGCAACUCGAUAGUGGCGACCCGCGCGAUGCCAAACAAUCCGAUGACGUCGCCGUCCAAUGCUGCCACCAAUGAAGCAGACAACCCCUCACAGAACAAUCCCGUCGACGGCAACGGCCUCAGCGACGCGAUGGUCUACAACGGCAGUACGUGGAAGUUCAAAAUGCUCCCCGACAUGCUGAGUGGCCAGUGCAUAACUGUCCCAGAAGCGGACGUGAUGGAAGACCCGUUCAUCACCGCGGGCGCGCUGAGUCGCUUGGAUGACUUCGGCGAUCGCAUGCGCGCCGCGCAGCACGCGCUCGACUCUCCGCACAACUUACCUUCCACUUCUAGGUCGUCGAAUUCGCUGCAAACGACGAUAUCAGUUCCGGAUAACUUAGCAGUCAGCCUCCACACGCUGCUGGGUCCUGCCAGCACGCCCCCCGCGCCGCGCCCGUCCCGCGCGCGCCCGCGCCCGGACAAGCAGCCCGUCGCCGACUCGCCGCUCACUGCGGUGGCUAGCACGCCCAUACCGGAAGCGUCCGCGGCCAUCUCGCCGGUACUGUGCGCGUCUAUAUCAUCCCCGGAGUUGAAUGCGUCUAUCGGCGAGGCAACGGCAGAGGUCCCCACCGCGCCCGCCGGUCCCGACCCACUCUCCGCGCACGCCGCACACCCCACGCAGCCCACCUCGGAGUCCAGCAGCGACACCGGGGAAUUAAUGCUCAACCAGCUAGAGUACACAUUUGUGAGCGACGGCAACCCGAACCAAAUUGACGAGAACUCCAACGAAGAGAACGAUGUUGAUGAAGAAACCAUGUCAGGGGAAAACGAUGUAGAAGGCGCAUGCAGCGACUCGAAUCGUUCCAACGAUGGGGGUGAUAUAUUGAGUCGACUUCUCUGCGCGGUACACGGACUGGGGCUGACGCCGGCCGGCAGUGACGGGCCGAUCUCACCCAUUCGCCCACUCUCACCCGCGUGCCCGCUCUCCCCCGAGCUCACAUCCGUGUACGUGCACGUGCCUCCGCAAACCACGGCGCAAGCACCCACGCCCCCGAGGCACGACGACCCGCAGUUGUCGACGGCCGCGCAUACGGACAUGCUGCUGUUGAAUCUCAUGCGCAUCAACGGACUCACGCCGAAGUGCACGAGGAAUAGCAAGCCUGUUCCGAAACGCAACUGGGCGACGUCGUCUCAGAGCGACCCCACCAUGCUGCGUGGAAACGGCGGCGGCGCGACCCGGCGGCCCAUGCGCUUCGUGUCGACGCCCGCGCGCCGCCCGCCGCAGCGCAGCCCGCCGCAGCGCAGCCCGCGCAACCCGCCCAUCCCGCCCAACCCGCCCCUGUCGCCCGGCCAGCUGCAUAGAGAUACCGUACCAGGUGCAGUUCUCUGGUCCUCCAAGUGGGCGAGUGGCAGCCCCGCGACUCCCCUGAACAAUGGUGCGGGCAGCGCGUUGCGCGAGUGCUACUGGCCCUCCGCGUCCUCCCUUAGCGACACCGACGACGUCAUUCUCAACUACAACGACACCAUGUUCGACAUGCUUCUAAAUAGCCUAUCGCUCGACGGCAGCAACGUAGCCGAGUGCGACGACGCGCCGCCCGUACAGCCCUGGAGCCCACCGCGCGACUCGCGCGCCGAAUGACCCGACCCCGCGCGCCCGCAACAGCAACCGUACCAACCGCACUUGGCGUACGACAUUGCCGACCACGACGAUCCAUCGGACAACUACAGACCCGAGUAACAUUAUCCUUUCACGUUAGGUACAGAACUACAGUACACUUUCAUAAGUCGCAUCGGCAAAAUUCGUUACCGCCGAAAAGUGCAACCUCGACUCUUUCACACUAGAACGAUUCGUGUUUUUGUCUUAUCGUCCACGAUUCAUGAUUUUUUUGUCGGCGACAACGGAUUUUAAGUGGCCAUGUUUGCACUAACAAGAAUCGUGAAAAAUGACGAAUACGUACCGUCUUACAAAUCACGAUUCGUCAAACGAAUCGUUUAUUUUUUGUCAGAUCAGCUGACCCCCGCGCGAUAAAACCAAGAUCAUGUAAGUAUUAUGUUGGGUAGUUGGUCCAAGACUAAACUCUGAAUCACGAAUAAAGACUAUCUGAAUCACGAAUCAAGACGCUCUGAAUCACGAAUCAAGACACUCUGAAACACGAUUCCGUGAUCGUGCAUCUGUCAUAAGUCAUGACGUAUCGUUUUUUUAACGAAUCGUCAAUGACGGGUCCCAUGUCCUAACGCCGAUUGAAACGGAUUCCUUUGGGUAUUGCCUUUAAUGCACUUUGACUACAUUACUUCAAUUUAAUUUCAUGAAUAUUGAUUCAUGAACAUUUUCAUCUUAAAUCAGAAGCUUAUUGCAUUUACUAGACUUCAGUGUGCGUUAUAAUAAUCUAUUUUAAUAAUAUCGCUCAUAUUGUAUGUUGUGUGUUGUGAUCGCGGAUUUUCUGAACUUAUAUAUAACGUUCAAUUUAAUUGGGUCUGUUUUGGCGCUAACUACUGUACUAUAGGUAAUACCAGGAGUCAUUCUGGGUAAUUCUGUACCUUUUUACUAUUUAGCAACUGGGUCGCGAUCGAGUAGUAAAUGUUACGAGAAAAUACAAAAUGCGCCCACAAUAGGUAUAAGUAUGAAUUAAAUUAUGCGCAUUAAGGAUUGAAGCAAAUAAAACGCGCGAUAGCAACGCGGCCUUAUGGUAACUACUUGCUGCACGGCAUGAACGUUUGGGCAUAUAUUUGUCAUUUAAUUGUGUUCCCCUAAUUCGAAUAGUGUAUCAAUAAAUUAUAUCACAACGUCUACAAAUGAACCGUGUUGUCCACGUUUCUGUUGCGCGUUACGUGUGUUUCAAGCUUAUGUUUAGAAAGAUUAAUUUAUAUAUUUUCUAUUUAUUUUUGUUUUUGCUUCAAUGAAUAUUAGAUAAUAUAAAAUAAUUGAGCGAGUACUCAGCAUCCAGUUUCUCGGAAUGCUAGCGUUACUUUGGCAUAAUUUGAUUAUACUCAUCACCAGAUAGCAAGAGACUUGCCUCAACCCAUCUCGGGGUCACGAGUUUAGUUUUAAUUAUUUUUUUAAUCCCUGGUCAGCCGACGUGUGACAGCAAGGGACGUAGUAUUUAUUGAACGUGUGGCCACAGUUUACUGCAGUUAUGAAAGUUGUAAUAAAACUUUAAGGCACAGCUUAACCGCACUGUCGUCCCGCGUUGUGUUUGACCAGAGCUUACUGUUAUUAAGAUAUUGUGUAUGAAUGUGUAAGUGAAAAUUAAUUUGGGCAUUAAAGUGUGAACUCAAAAUUUGA